Caenorhabditis briggsae is the source of this 207-nucleotide messenger RNA. The coding region runs from base 1 to 207 and encodes 68 amino acids. The record is from RefSeq and is a predicted model, not a curated record. NCBI's taxonomy places the organism in Eukaryota, Metazoa, Nematoda, Chromadorea, Rhabditida, Rhabditidae. The transcript is spliced from 2 exons.
AUGCAGCCACUAGUAGCUGUCGUUUUCUUUCUAUUUCUUCUCAUAGGAUCUUCCCAAUCAGCUCCAUUGUUCAAAGACAUCGACUACAAACUAUUUGAUAACACUGCCGAUAAUGGUGUCGCAAUUGAUUCGAUAUUCGAAUUCGUUCCUGAAACUUCGACAGAUAACAAAAAACGUCCACAUCGAAGAUCUACCAAACAUCACUGA